Molecule: messenger RNA, 1668 nt
Organism: Phycomyces blakesleeanus NRRL 1555(-)
Lineage: Eukaryota; Fungi; Mucoromycota; Mucoromycetes; Mucorales; Phycomycetaceae
Exons: 9
Coding region: 7-1668 (553 amino acids)
Biological process (GO): secondary metabolic process
Molecular function (GO): CoA-ligase activity
Source: RefSeq, a predicted model, not a curated record
CAAAGCAUGUAUUAUUCAAGCCAACCUACAGUCGUGUCUCCUGAAAUCACUCUUUUUGAGGCACUGUUUGAGCAGAAUACAAUAACACCAGAAGACAAUAAAUUGUUCAUAGACUGUGAUCAGCCAGAACACUACUUUACUCGAAAGUCUUUGAAGCAAGAAAUUCUUAUUUUUGCUCAAGGCCUCAAAGAUGUGUAUAACAUUGGUUUUGGCGAUGUCGUAGCAAUCUGUGCUCCAAACCAUUUGGACUGGCCAGUUGCUCUUCAUGCUCCACAUGUCAUUGGUGCAAUUACUGCCAGUAUACGCAAUGGAGAAGGAGACGAGAAUGUUGUAAAGGAUUCGGCAACUGUCAACCCAAAGCUAAUAAUUGCUCACAAGGACACCCUUUGUGCCGUCAGAAUGGCUGCCAAGCAUGUCGGUCUUCAAGACACUCAUAUACUUGUUUUUGGUGACCAAUCUAUUGAUGGAAUCAGGCCAUUCCGCAGUGUGCUUAUGAACCACUCGACUCCGGCUGUUCCUGUAAAGCUGACACCUCAAGAGCUUCGUACAAUGCCGAUUUUUCUUUAUUAUACUUCAGGAACAACAGGCACAAAAAAGUCUGUAAUACUCACAAAUUUACUCAUGGUAUCCAUGCUGAAUAGCAAAGACCCAUGUGCUUCUCCAACAACACGCUACUUGUCCUAUGCCAAGAACGCACACGCAAGUUCACUUAUGCUAACCAUGACCCUGUUUGUCAAAGAGGGGCAAGAAAUUUACCUCAUGAAGGAUUUUUCGUUCCAAGCCCUUUGCGAAGCCGUUCAAAAGCACAAGAUACAGAUCCUUGUGAUCCAGCCGUGGGUUGCUGCUGCAUUGGCGAGGGAGCCCUUGGUGGAUAACUAUGAUAUUUCUUCCUUGACUCUUGCCUACUGUGCAGGCUCUGCACUAGACCCAAUGACUAUGGCUCGCUUCAAAGAGCGCCACAAGAUUGCCUUAUAUAAUGUAUAUGGCAUGACAGAAGUAUUAUCAGCUUUGAAAGCGACCCCAGAAUCUAUUGAAAGAAAUGCUGUAGGUGUACUUUGUUAUGGAUAUUCCGCCAAACUAGUAGACGAAAAUGGAAAUGAAGUCCAAGAUGGAGAAGUAGGCGAAAUUUGCCUCAAGGGUCAUACUAUUACGCCUGGAUAUUACAAUAAUCCAGCGGCAACAGCAGCGGCAUUUGAUGAAGAAGGAUUCUUCCAUUGUGGCGACUUGUUUAAGGUCGACAAGGAUGGUUACUUUUACUAUAUGUCUCGCAUUAAAGAUGUGAUAAAGUAUUACAGCUACCACAUUACUCCUCCUGAAAUUGAGGACGUAUUGAUCACACACCCAGAAGUAUCUGAAUGCUGUGCAGUGGGACACUACGUGGAAGACAUGGCUACCGAGGUCCCAAAGGCAUUCGUUGUCCUUUCAUAUUCAGAGAAAAAGAGUGUGACUGAAGAAGAGCUUGUAGAAUAUGCAAACAGUCGACUCCCUGAACAGAUGAGACUCCGAGGAGGUGUUGUAAUUCUCAGUGAGCUUCCGAGAUCUCCGCUGGGAAAGGUUCAGCGCAACGCUCUUCGGCAUCAAAUGGGACAGCCAAUGAAAGUAGACCCUCUCCACAGUUCUCUUGGGCUUCUUACACCUUUACCUAGCCCUACACCCGUUAUAAAAUAA